This is a messenger RNA of Drosophila suzukii, 5328 nucleotides long. The record is from RefSeq and is a predicted model, not a curated record. NCBI's taxonomy places the organism in Eukaryota, Metazoa, Arthropoda, Insecta, Diptera, Drosophilidae.
AUAAAACCGUUUCCCAGCCAGUAGAAUUGUGCAAUUCAGCAAGUGCACAUCGAGGAGUUUGGCAAAAUUUCACCACCCUUAGAAAUUUCACAUUUUCAAUACCGAAAACUUCAAUUUCACUCAAUAUGUGGAAUAUAAUUUUGCUGAUCCUAAUCCUGUUCUUGCUUUAUAAAUAUGUGAGGCGUCACUAUACUCACUGGCAAAGAUUGGGAAUGGACGAGGAGCAGGCCAAAAUCCCCUUUGGAGUAAUGGAUACUGUAAUGAAACAGGAACGCAGUUUGGGAAUGGCUUUAGGUGACAUAUACGCCCGUCACGAAGGCAAAAUAGUUGGAAUAUACAUGAUGAAUAAAAGGAGUAUCCUCAUCCGAGAUGCCCAAUUGGCUCGCCAGAUCAUGACCAGUGAUUUCGCUAGUUUCCACGAUCGUGGGGUUUACGUGGACGAGGACAAAGAUCCGCUAUCGGCCAAUCUCUUCAACCUGAGAGGUGUAUCAUGGCGAAAUCUCCGUCAGAAACUCACGCCAUCGUUCUCCUCUGGAAAAAUAAAGGGAAUGUUCGGAACGAUCGACGAUGUGGGCGACAAGUUAGUGCAGCAUUUAGAGGGUGUUCUGGACCAGAGUGACGAAGUGGAGAUCAAAGAUGUGAUGACCACCUAUGCAGUGGACAUCAUUGGCUCGGUGAUCUUCGGCUUGGAGAUAGACAGCUUUAGCAAUCCGAAAAACGAGUUUCGUGAAAUUAGCAGCUCUACGUCUAAGGAUAACUCCCUGCUGCUCAAGAUCCACAAUAUGUCCAUGUUCAUAUGCCCACCAAUUGCGAAGCUAAUGAACCGAUUGGGUUAUGAGAGCCGCAUUUUGACAUCCCUUCGAGACAUGAUGAAGCGCACCAUCGAAUUCCGGGAGCAGCACAAUGUCGUCCGUAAGGAUAUGCUGCAGCUUCUGAUCCGACUCAGGAACACGGGUAAGAUCGGCGAGGAUGACGAUGAGGUAUGGGACAUGGAAACUGCACAGGAACAGCUCAAGUCAAUGUCGAUUGAGAAGAUUGCUGCCCAGGCUUUUCUGUUCUACGUGGCUGGAUCGGAAUCCACUGCAGCCGCUUCCGCUUUUACUCUCUAUGAGUUGUCCAUGUAUCCGGAGCUUCUGAAGGAGGCGCGUGAGGAGGUGGAUGCAGUGCUUCAAAAGCACAAUCUUAAACCCAAGGAUAAGUUCACCUACGAGGCAGUGCAGGACUUAAAGUUUCUGGAGCUUUGCAUCAUGGAAACCAUUCGGAAAUACCCCGGGCUACCAUUCCUCAAUCGAGAGUGCACUGAAGAUUAUCCUGUACCCGGUACUAACCACAUUAUAACCAAGGGAACCCCCAUCCUGAUCUCGCUCUUUGGCAUCCAACGUGAUCCCGCUUACUUCCCCAAUCCCAAUGGAUAUGAUCCCCACCGAUUUGAUGCGGAUACUAUGAACUACGACCAGGCAGCUUAUAUGCCAUUUGGAGAGGGUCCCAGGCACUGCAUAGCUCUUCGCAUGGGAAAAAUAAACUCCAAGGUGGCUGUGGCCAAGGUCUUGGCCAAUUUCGAUCUGAUACAGGCUCCCCGCAAGGAGGUUGAGUUCCGUUUUGAUGCAGCACCUGUUUUAGUGACCAAAGAGCCACUGAAACUUCGAUUGACCAAGAGAAAGCAUCAGAAGGUGGAGAGGUUGCGGGUGAGAUUGGUGCCCGCUGGGACGGAGGAACGGGCCAGGAAUAUCAUUGCCAAUGUGGUGCUAGAGGAUGGUCUGGUGCCGUUCAUAGAUGACCAUGCCGCGGAGAAGGUAACCCUUAUCGCCCAGGAGUCAGCUGCUCCAGUUUCCGCCUCCAGUCAGCAGCCACGACCCCGAUAUUACGCUGUAGGGCCCUCCACCUACAAGUUACUGUGCCCACUCUGUCGGGAGAGAAGCGAAGCGGCUGUGAUGAGGGCAGCCACUUGCAAGGACGCCAGCUUUUGUCUCAGUCUGCUUUCCUGCAUUUUUCCACUCUUUUGGAUCUGCUGCGUUUGCACCUGGUGCGGAUGCAACCGGGAAUGGACCACCAAGGGUGUUUAUUGCAGCUCGUGUGGCGGCAAAGAAACGGCGCAGGAGAUUCGGGAGCGGGAGGCCAAGACUCUGGAGGAUCGGAAGGAACGGAAGAUCUACGAAAACUUUGCCACACCCCUGGCAGGCACUUUUCUCAACCUCCCACGCGAUCCUGUAGAGAUCAAGUGUCCCGCCUGCGGCAUCAAGGAUCUGAGUGUGGUGCAGAAUGAUCUCAAGUGGUGGGCCAGUGAACUGAACCGCAUUUCUUCGUUUGAUUUUGAAACAGUCAACAUCUGGCAGUUCGACAUGGCUCAGGAUCCGCAAGCACUUUACUUUGCCGUCGGUCCCGGUCCCAACGAGAUCACCUGUCCUUAUUGCAGGGUUAAGGCAAAGACCCGUGUGGUGCGAUCCUGGCUGCGUUGUUGCACCAAGAGACACCACUGUGGGGCCUGCGGGGAGUACCUGGGCUCACCAAACAUUCUCGCUAGAAUACACAUCAUGGCCGUAGACGAACCGCAGAUUGUGGCCAUUAGUGUCAGUCAUAAACAACAAGUGGGAUACCUAAAAGAGGAGCCCACAUGGAUACAUUGUCCUUCGUGUGAAAAAUACGGAACCAGUGUGGUUCAACUGGAGGUGGUUACUUGCCUUCAGAAAUUUCUGGGAUUCACAAAACUUUGUAAAAAGUGGCCAGGGCGUCAGGACAUUAACCACUAUUGCUCACACUGCGGCUGUUUCAUUGGAAGAUUCGUAGACAUCAGCUGCAUGGAACGGUGUAUUUCAAGAUCAGCUCGUAAACAAGCGGCUGUGGAUGAUAUGACUCUGAAAACACGUCCAAAGGACUGCGCCGAAAGGGCCCAGAAAUCCCGGGAAAAAGUUCUGGGCAAUAGAGAAAAGAAAAGGGCAAAGAAAGCAGCCAAGGAACUGGAAAAGUCCCAAACACAAAUAGCAUUGUUCUUAUCCGUGUGCGUGGUGGCCCUGGUGGCCGGCAUCGUCGUUGCCGAUGACAGCAAAGGACCCAAAGUGACCGAGAAGGUUUUCUUUGACAUCACCAUUGGCGGUGAGCCCGCUGGUCGCAUCGAAAUCGGUCUGUUUGGAAAGACUGUUCCGAAGACUGUGGAGAACUUCAAGGAGCUGGCCCAGAAGCCCGAGGGCGAAGGCUACAAAGGCAGUAAGUUCCACCGCAUCAUCAAGGACUUCAUGAUCCAGGGUGGCGACUUCACCAAGGGCGAUGGUACCGGAGGACGCUCCAUCUAUGGCGAGCGCUUCGAGGAUGAGAACUUCAAGCUGAAGCACUAUGGUGCCGGCUGGUUGAGCAUGGCCAACGCUGGCAAGGACACCAACGGAUCCCAGUUCUUCAUCACCACCAAGCAGACCAGCUGGCUGGAUGGACGUCACGUCGUCUUCGGCAAGAUCCUGUCCGGCAUGAAUGUGGUGCGCCAGAUCGAGAACUCGGCCACCGAUGCCCGCGACCGUCCCGUCAAGGAUGUGGUCAUCGCCAACAGCGGCAGCAUCCCCGUUGCGGAGGCCUUCUCCUUUAGUCUGAUUCGUUUACUCAAUAAAACCGGAAGAAUUUUCCAGACGAAUGCAAUUGAAUUACGGCCGGAACUUAAUUAUAAUACCUUGCUGAUACUUAAAUUACGGAACAUGGAAUCUCAAUGGAAUCGUUGGAUCUUGCUAGCUCUUUUUGGUCUAGUGCUGGGUCAGACUUCUCAGGCAGCCAAGAUCCUAGUCCUGUUUCCCCAUGCCAACGAGGGUCACUUUGCGGUAAUGCGGACUCUGGUGACGGAACUGGCCAGUCGUGAACACAUAAUUGAAGUUUAUACGGGUCAUGGUUUGGGAGAAUCCCUAGAAAAUGUGACAGAAACGGUGACAGCUGAAUAUCCCUUUUGGAGCGAGUUGCAAAAACAUGCGGCUCCAAAGGGAAACCUCGCUGAUCUUGGUCGUCUACCCACUGAGAACCUUCGCCAGUCGUUGGCCAGCGUUGGAGCCCGUGCCCUGGAUCACUUUCUCGCCCAAGAGCCCAUUCAGAAAUUGCUUAAGAUGUCUUACCUUGAGUUUGACUUUGAUGUGAUCCUAGUGGACUACUUCUAUACGGAAGCUCUGCUGGCAUUGGGAGCUCUUCAUCAGAGGCCUGUUGUUGGGAUCAUUUCCACAGAUUUUGGCAACUAUAUGGAAGCCGUGCAGGAGGCACUGGUUCCCGCCGCCUGUACCCCAAUCGAUUUUGAGCGGGAUUUGUCCCAGUUGGGCUUCUCCGAGCGACUUGGAAAUAUCCGGGAAUGUGUUGCCCGCAGGAAGAGGUUCAUCAAGGAUCACUACGGCGGUCAGGAGCAACUGGUGGCCAAGUACUUCAAGCUGCAGCACUCGAUCCCCGAACUGCAGGCCAGCCAGCUAUCGGUGCUUCUGCUAAAUAGUCAUGUGCCCUUAAUGACUCCUAAAGUUAGCAUCCAGCAGAUUGUUCCCGCUGGUGGUCUACAUAUCCGGGGUCCCAAGGAACUGCCCUGGAAUGUGAAGCGUUUUCUGGACGAGGCACGACCUGGAGUUAUCUACGUACAACUGGGGAAUGAGCAGCCAUGUGGUCAGCUAGCCAAGGAAAAACUGGAUACCCUGUUUACCUUCUUCUCCUCCCGAAAAGAGGGUAUCAUCUGGACCUGUCACGAUGUGAAGAAGCUGGAUGGUUUGCCUAAGAAUGUGAUGAUCCAACAUGCAGUGCCGCAAAUCGAUAUCCUGGCGCAUCCAAGGGUCAAGGUCUUCCUGACCAAUGGUGAUCUGCUCAACCUGCAGGAAGGCAUCGUCCGGAAUGUGCCCAUUUUGGGAUUGCCUCUCUUCCAGCACGAAAGGCGAAACAUGGAGCUGGCCGUGCGAUUGGGAGUGGGACUUCCGCUGGAGGAGGGGAAUGUGACAACCAACUCCCUAAACUGGGCAGUGGAUAGACUGCUCAAGGAGUCACACUUCCAGUUGACGAUUCGUGAUGUAUCCCUGGAGUUCAGGGACCGUCCUCUUGGCGCCCUGGCCAGCGCUCUCUUCUGGGUGAACUACGUGGCCCGGCACAAAGGAGGAGCGGCUUUAAAGACCCGUGGAGUCGGGAUCUCCUCCUGCCAACUGCACCUGUUCGACCUCUUUGUGUUCUAUGCCGGAAUCGCUACUCUAGUUGUAACCCUACUGGCGGCCCUAAGCUAUUGUGGCUUUUAUGUUUGGAAUAAGAAGAACAAUUCAAAGUUGACCAAAGUAAAAUAAAUUAAGUAAAUUUAUGUAUGAAAAUAAAAUGCAUACAAUGCAUAUUUUAUUGCAAUCUGAA